UCGGCGCGGAAAACAAAUCUGUCGGCGGUUUGUUUUCGUUACUAAGCGGCUCAGAGCCGAGUUCCUAGUGCUUCUCUCACUCUGAACUUCUUUACACUUUCUGUACAGAUUCGGAUAUUUCAGUACAGCUCGCAGAUAGACGGCUAUUCAGUUCAAAGUGAAUAAAACCGGGAAGUUUGCCUGGUUUUAGCUCUUAGAAACCCGAGAACACCUGAUACGGAGCCGGGGAGCGUUAGUUAGCCAGGUAGCUAAUGCUAACUCCACAACAACCGCCACCUGUAACUCAGCUCUCCUUAUAAAAACACAUAUAUAAUAUAAGUAAAAUAUCUGCUUAUAUUUACUGUGACUCUGUUUAUUGUAAUGUUAAACAUUAGCCAGUGAGUUUAUCGGCUGGGUGUGUGGACUAUCUGCUCUUUCUCUGUGUAUAAAGAAAAGGAGCUGCGCUAUGGAUGAUCCAUCCCUCCAGAGAAACUUUAAAGGGCACAGAGACACAGUAACCAGCAUCGACUUCAACUGUAACAUGAAGCAGAUAGUGACGGGUGCUAUGGAUUCCUGCGUGAUGAUCUGGAACCUAAAGCCUCAGAUGAGGGCCUACAGGUUUGUGGGACAUAAGGACGCAGUGAUGUCGGUCCAGUUCUCCCCGUCUGGACGUCUGGUGGCCUCGGCGUCCAGAGAUAAAACAGUCCGUCUCUGGGUUCCCGGUGUGAAAGGGGAAUCCACAGUGUUCAGAGCUCACACCGGAACCGUCCGGAGCAUCAACUUCUCCAGCGACGGUCAGUCAUUGGUGACCGCCUCCGACGACAAAACCGUAAAAGUGUGGACGGUCCAUCGGCAGAAGUUCCUCUUCUCCCUCUGCCAGCACAUUAACUGGGUGCGAUGUGCAAAGUUUUCUCCGGACGGGCGGUUGAUUGUAUCUGCCAGCGAUGACAGAACAGUGAAGAUCUGGGACAAAAAUAGCAGAGAGUGCAUUCACUCCUUCUGUGAACACAGCGGGUUUGUGAAUUGUGCUGACUUCCACCCCAGUGGUACCUGCAUAGCAGCCGGUGGCACAGACAACACUGUGAAGGUGUGGGACAUCCGAACCAACAAACUCCUACAGCAUUAUCAAGUGCACAGCGCAGUGGUGAACUCGCUGUCCUUCCAUUCCUCUGGAAAUUACCUCAUCACAGCUUCCAAUGACUCUACACUGAAGAUCCUGGACCUAGUGGAGGGCAGGCUGCUCUACACACUGCACGGACAUCAGGGUCCGGCGACAUGCGUGGCGUUUUCACAGACGGGGGAUCACUUUGCGUCCGGUGGAUCUGAUGAACAGGUGAUGCUUUGGCGGACAAACUUUGAUGGCACAGAUUACCGUGAAGUGCUCAGGUUGCAGAAGAAAACCACCAGCGAGGAACCUGACACUUUCAGCACUCAUAACCCGGCACAGGUUCCACAGGAGUCCACUGAGCUCUCCCACAGCAGACGUUCAGGUCGAGACCGCAGUACCAGUCAGGACAGCCACACCUCUCAGGGAUCCUCUACACAGUUCCUCCCGGAUCAGGAACAGCCUCGGGCGGCCAGACCGGAUGGCGGAGUUUCUGCUGCACUGGCCAAUACCCUGGAGCACAUAGUGGGUCAGCUUGAUGUCCUCACUCAGACGGUGGGAAUGUUGGAGCAGAGGAUGACGCUGGCGGAGAAUAAGCUGAAGGAGUGUCUCCUUAAUCAGCGGGAAAUCAACCUGCACCUUCAGAACUGACGCAGAGAACAGGGCGGGUCCAAGCCAACUGUCUGCUCCUCCUGUACUGCUACUCCUCUCUGUCCCACAUCUUCUUAUUUAUCAUCUCUUAGGACUGACCCGUCCCUCUGCUGGAGCGUCGAUUACCUCUCACAUUCACAACAAACAGAGAAAGUGAGAAAGAGAGAGAGCGAGAGAGCGCUGGAUGAGUGGACAGAUUUAUUGAUUAGUUCAUAUGAGCGAUAUCCUCGUCCAUUCAUGUCCAGCAGCUGCAAAAAAAAAAAAACCUACAGAACUCAGAACCUUUGAGUUUUUGGGUCAGUUACAGUUCUGAUAAGUCUAGUUAUAACUAGUCUAAAUUA
Messenger RNA from Astyanax mexicanus (Mexican tetra), 2076 nucleotides. It is a transcript of the gene poc1a, whose product is annotated as POC1 centriolar protein A. Gene Ontology annotation, biological process: cilium assembly. The transcript has 11 exons. Gene Ontology annotation, cellular component: ciliary basal body; centriole. The record is from RefSeq and is a predicted model, not a curated record. Gene Ontology annotation, molecular function: protein binding. Bases 446 to 1735 code for a protein of 429 amino acids. Lineage: Eukaryota; Metazoa; Chordata; Actinopteri; Characiformes; Acestrorhamphidae.